UCUAUAUCAAUAGAGCUAUCAAGAAUUGGUCUUAAUAAGACAGCUUUGCAGUAUAUGGCUUGUAGUUUUGGUCACACAACCAUCGUACGCAACAAAUCGUUUGAAUUUGUUCCCAGUGAUUUAAACUAGCUGACAUACAUAUCGACGUUAAAUCCUUCGUCAUGAUGGAAACAAUGGCGAGACAGAUGAUUAGUUUUGAGCUUGUUCACAUAAUAUCCAUCAUAUUCCUGGGAGGUACCUUGUCUGUCUCUGGAUUUGAAACUUCUUCUUAUACAUGUACAGGGAAACAUGUGUUUUAUGCCGCUGAAAAUCGCGCCCUAAGAGAGUUUGCGUAUGCAGCAAAAACAAUGCGAUCUCGUGUCAUCUGCGGACGGGAAUGCACCAUGGAUGAACGUUGCAAGUCGUUCAACUUUAACGACUGCAGUAAACUGUGCGAGUUGAACCUCGCCACAAGACGAGAGCAUCCCGAAGACUUCAAUGCAACUCAAGGGAGUGUGUACUUUGAUGCAGAUGAGGACACACCUCUCUACUCACUGACUGAUAUCCCCAUGAAUCGCUACAGAAGUUGCAAGAUGCUCUUAGAUGCCGGAUAUUGUUCAACCGGUAUCUUCACAAUCUACCCAGAAGGAUUCGGUAAUGGCAUUCUUCGUGUCUACUGUGACAUGGAAACUGACGGCGGGGGAUGGAUCGUAUUUCAGAGGCGACAAGAUGGCAGCGUGGACUUCAACCGUAACUGGGCCGAGUACCAGUCUGGUUUUGGCAAUCUGCCCGGUGAGUUCUGGUUAGGCAAUGACAAGUUGGUGACUCUGACGUCUGAUGAUACACAAGGAACAUGGGAGCUACGAGCUGAUUUAGAGGACUGGGAGGGCAACACGAGAUGGGCAAAAUACUCAGAUUUCAAAAUAUCUCCGGGUGAGUACAAACUGAAUAUUGGUCAAUACGAUGCGAGCAGCACUGCCGGUAACUCUCUUGGGUAUCACAGAGGACGUUCCUUCACAACAAAGGAUCGUGACAAUGAUGCCAUAAAGUUUAACUGUGCCCAAAGGAACUCAGGAGGCUGGUGGUUUAAGGCAUGUUAUCGCUGCCACUUGAACGGUUUAUAUUACCCAGAUGAAAAUGCAGGUAGUGACGGGGGCGUGCAAUGGUUUGCAUGGAAACUGCGUUAUUCUCUUAAAGCAUGUAGCAUGAAAAUGCGAGAAAUUCAACCAUGACCUAAGAUUCCGUAGUUCUUUUAUGGUGGUGCAUGUACGUCAUGAAUGACUGCACGAUCAUGGUCAUCUAGUAACAUUUCUCGCCUUUAAUAAUUUGGGAUCACUUGUGAUUUCUUUGCACACGAACUGUUUAUCUACUCACAAAGGGUUUUUAAAUGAAAGUGCACGUGCACAUGCAGUGCUGUACAUCUCUUCUCGGAAAAUGAAAGAAGGCUCUUUCCUCCCCACUUUGAAAAUGCAUCUGACCACCAGCAGUGUCUAAGUUAAAUGUUACAUAAUUCCGCAAAUGUCUAAGAUACAGGCGUUGACCUAGGCUUGCUUUUGGACUCGCAUUUUGGACUAAAUAAUUUAUAAAGUUUUUUUUCGGUCAAUUUCAA
Molecule: messenger RNA, 1588 nt
Organism: Patiria miniata (bat star)
Lineage: Eukaryota; Metazoa; Echinodermata; Asteroidea; Valvatida; Asterinidae
Product: ficolin-1-like
Exons: 1
Coding region: 162-1211 (349 amino acids)
Source: RefSeq, a predicted model, not a curated record